AUGGUGAAGUCUGCGGCCGAAUCAUGCUAUGGGGAGUGGUUGAGAUCGGGUCCGCUGGAAAGGCUUAGGCUUAGACCAACCCUGGAUGCCAAUGCAAGUCUCUGGCCUCGAACUGAACGCAGAGCUGUGGCGAUGUUGCUACAGGCCAUUCCUAGUGCUAUCCGAGAUGACCUGGUGUCGUCAAGAAGGAUGACUUCAGAACAGAUCAUCUUCAAAUUGAUGGUCGUUUACCAGCCUGGUGGGGCAGGUGAGCGCACCAAACUCCUUCAGGCCAUCACUGGUGGUAUGUUUGGAGAAACCAUGACCGAAGUGUUGGAAGGUAUCCGACACUGGAGAAGAAACGUGAACCGAGCCUCUGAACUGGGGGUGACUCUGCCUGAUGCGUUGGUUUUGGUUGGAGCUCUGCAGCGGGCUUCGGACUUUUUGAGCCAGAAGUCACCACAGGUGGCAUAUCGUUUGAACAUGAUACGCCAACAACUCAAUGUGGAUCACCAACCCACAAAGGACACGGUCAUGUCGUACUCAGAACACCUCCAAGCGGAGGCCGAAGAGAUGAAUGUGAAUUCUCAAGGCCUGGGACUGGGCCAACCUACCUCAAAGAGUGGGGGCGGGAAGGUCAACGUUAAGUCGUUGAAUGGACCAAGCCCGGGCGCUCCAGCAAACAAAGCUCAGCAUGAUGGUGCUGACCAAGGCGACAAGGCUGGGAAACCAGCUGGGGGGUCAGGCAUCACAGCGGCUAAUGCGGGAUCAGUUACGUCGUCAAUGGCGUGCAAAUUUUGGGGCACUGAGAACGGCUGCCGCAAGGCGGACCAAUGUCGGUAUGUUCACUCGGUCUUGAAUCCGAAGGACAACCGCUGUUUCAAGUGUUCCGCUGUGGGGCAUUCUAAGAAGGAUUGCCCGGUGGGGAAAAAGAAGAUUGCCAAGACAAAGGUGGAAAAGGAUCAUGCCAGUAGUUCUGCAUCCGCUGCCAAGGGCGGUGCGGAAACUGCAGUGAAGGCUGAGCCAAGUCGUCACACCACGUACCGUGAAGAAGGUACUCCGACCAAACCGUUGGAAGACAAGGAGGGUGUGGACGAUAUGGUGCAGGAUUGCAAAUCCGUUUUGAAGGUGAUCGUGCCGGUCAUGAAGACCAUCUGUGCCAAGGGGGCCUUGUGUAAGGCUGCCAGCGAGAUGAUUGAGACCGGUCUCCUGGAUGGUGGGGCUACCAACCCGUUGAGAAAGGGGUCCAAGGAAGAGAUCGAAGCGGCAACAUUGGUUGACGUGGAGCUGGCAACUGGAUCUGUCCAGUUGUACCAGAACAUGUCUACCGGAGUGCUGCUUUCGCCCACCGAAGUGGAACCGAUUGUUCCGCUACGGGGUGUUGUGGCGUUGGGCUACAAAAUCCGAUGGGAUUCGCGGGGGCAAUCUGCUCGAGAGUGGCAAAAGGGAUGGCCUCCUGGAAUCGAAAUACUCACGGUCGAUACGGCCGACAGUGAUCAACAGAAUCUUCACCGACCAGAGGUUUGGGCCUUUCUCGCACAUGUGGUGCGAACUCACCCAAUCGUGGCAAUCAUUGGCGGCCCUCCAUGUCGGACAGUGAAUGGCUUACGAGCCCUUCAGUCUGGACCGCGACCACUGAGAGAUCGGUGUGAGCACAGGUUCGGACUCCCAGGGCUGAGUGACCAAGAACAACACAAGGUGGAUGGAGACAGUGCUCUUCUGCUAAAACAGGUUGGGUUACACCGGCUGGCCGAGGAAUCCAAAACGGAUGACAAUCCGAGGGUGGGAUUCUUUUUGGAGUCGCCGGAAGACCCUGCCGUGUGGGCAAAUGAAGCGAAUUCUCCAACCUUUUGGGUAUGGCCGGAAGUCACUCAACUCCUAGAACAACCUGACAUGCGGUUGAUAUCGUUUGAUCAGGGUCGGUACGGACAUGAGAGGGUGAAACCAACCUCUUGCUUGUCCAAUCUUCCGCUUUUGGAGGAUCUGGAUCAAGCGCGCUGUGAAAGACCGCAUGGAAAGGUCUUGCAUCCAGAAAUUCCAGAGAGGGUCAAACAGACCGAUGACUGGUCUGCAUGGGCCCCAGGACUCAAACACGCCCUGAGGGUGUCUCUGAACCUGUUGAUCCACCAAUGUGGAUUAGCGGAUCACCAACCUCCGCUCCAAGAGCCGCCCACGGAAGUGGUGGAAGCGCCAGAUUGGGGGGAGGGUUUGGAGGAACCUGAGUUCCCAUUGGAGGGAGAAGAAGAAUCUGGGUCACCAGAGCUCGGCGACGAAGUUGCAAAGGCGUUCCCUGAUCCAGCCAAUGCUCCGGGGGCUGACCCUGAAAAUGGGGGGGAGGCAUCCCCUGAGAAGACAGGUGACUGGGUUGAUGAGGAGAUCAGCAAGUGCAGCCGACCUCUGCUUUACCUGCGGAAUGCUGGGUUUACAAACGAUGAGUGGCCCACCGCUCUCCGGUACUCAGCCGAAGAGAGAAUGAGGGUCCAAUUGAGUGCCCUGGGCGUCACCAUGAUGCCCAUGCUUCCGUAUGGUGCCUCUGCGGUUGUGAAAAGGAAACGAUGGCAUUCCCCUGGAGUACUUGCUCCUCCGUAUGUCAAUGCCACGCUUCUGACUGCUAGCCCCAAUAUGAGUCAAGGUUGGGUCGUGCGGUCGGAAGCUGGGCAGGUGCUCCAUGUAAGAGAGGCCAUUUUGCCUGCAUCCCUGGGAGAGCAGGUUGCCAUGGAACUGCGGGAAGAAUCGGCUGAUUUUCCGCAACUGGAAGAACGAGAUGACAAUGGAGCGGUAGCGGCACCUUCACGACGAAGGCUCGUGGGCAAACAGCCGCCGUCCAGUCGGUCAGGGAUCGCUUUGCCAGACCGCGAAGCUUAUGGUCCUGUUCAACAGUUUGUUGUAGACUCAACCGUCAACAGGGAUGACUUUGAACAAACGGGGGAGGCACCAGCGCAAUUAGGCUUCUUACCAGCCGAGUUGCCAGCGGAUGCGCCUUACUCUCCUAGUUUGGGCCCUGAAGACACUGCAGACCUCGAGCUCCCGGAGGUUGCCUCUGGGGGGAGGGUCUCGGCACUCGAGCUUCCGGAGGUUGCCUCCGGGGGGGAGUCUCUUUCGGCGCUGAAUGUGCCUGACUUGGGAAAAAUUAUAGUGAGAAAAAUCCGCAAGGAACAAGCGGAAGGGGUUCUGUUGGGAAGCCACAAUCGGCUUCUGAUGGGUUUGAGUGAAGCAUUGAGACGGGUCCCAACGAGUGAACAGGAGGGACUGGAAUACGGAAAACAGCUCCGUUACAUGCUUCAAGAUCGCCUGGAGCUGGAAGAAAUGCUCCAAGUGUUGUCAAAAUUGCAAAAGGAUGAACCACUAAGGAACACUGAGGUCGGUGACCGAGAGCCUGAGAACCAAGACUUCUUGCCUGAUGUGGUCGCUGGUGCCGAGUUGGAAUGGCGCGAGACGGAGACCGCUGACGAGCUCAAGGUGAAGGCCGCUACGGUAGUUUCUUCCUUGAAAAAAUGGGUCAAUGUGCCCAUCGUAGGUGAGGUGACCGAAAAGGUCAAGGCUUUUGUAGCUGUGGUUUUCACUUUGGUGGUGAUGUCAUUGGUUGUACGGCUGAAGAGAUUGGAGAAUCCGGGCUGCCCCGGGUCGUUCAGAGCUUGCGCAUUGCGUUUGGGCGACGCCAUGGCAAGCACGACUGGUGGUGGAGUUGGAGGAGAUGAACCUGACGAAGAUCGGCCGGACAAGUCCUGGGUGAAGGGCGACUAUGAGCCGGAGCCUUCGAAGAAGAAAAAAAAGAAGAAGAAGAAGGGCAAGGGGCACCGACAUGAAGGUGAAGGGGAAACUGCGGAGGACCAGUUGGAGUCCUUCAAGAGAGCCAAGAGAGCCAAAAAGGAGGAGCCAACCCCCGUCGCAGUACCUGCUGAGACCCGCUCCGAACCUUCGGCAGACACCGAAGAUGACUGGGGAAAGUGGAGAGGAAAUAGAAGGGACCAAGAGCCAACUGAAGCGCCUGAAGCUCCGGAAGCUGCUCCAGGAACGACUUCUUCAACGGCGGGCUCUACGGCAACAGCUGCUGGGCCGACAACAGAUGUUGGACCGACUACGGAUGCUGGCCCGACGACAGAUGUUGGACCGACUACGGACGCUGGGCCGACAACAGAUGACGGACCUUCGAGCUCUAGAACCUGA
Cladocopium goreaui is the source of this 4146-nucleotide messenger RNA. NCBI's taxonomy places the organism in Eukaryota, Dinophyceae, Suessiales, Symbiodiniaceae. The record is from the annotation of a GenBank genome assembly.